AAAAAAUAUUUGUAACAUGCAACAGAUAAAGGCCUAAUAGAGUUAACAUAUAAAGAAAACUUGAAAAUUAAGGAGAGGACCAAGGACCCACUAGAAAAACGUGAAAAAGACAUGAACCAGCAAUUUGCAAAGGUAUUUAAAUUGUCCUUAAACAUAAGAGAAAGGCAAAAUAAAACAUCACUGAGGUACUAAUCAACUAUCAUAUUAGUGAAAAUAACGAUAUGACAUACUUUAAAGUAUGUAUGUUAUGUUCAGCCCAGGCUGAGGGAGUGUAGAGAAGGUGGCCGGGCCUGCCAGGGAAUGGUGGCUCACGUGUGGGAGGAGUGGUGGGGUAAGUGACAGGCAGAAGGCACACUUGGAGGUCCGGCCAGGGUAGGGGGACCCUCACCAGGGGCAAGAUGCAAGUGCUGUCUGGACCUGCUUUCCACCCCAUGCCCUCAGUCUCCCAUGUCUCCUCUUUCCUCCACUCCUACCCACCCAGGACAGGAGAAAGAGGGGAAAUCUCAACAUGGAAAAACCCUACAGUAAAAAUGAAGGGAAGCCGGAAAACGAGGGAAAGCCAGAAGAUGAAGUAGAGCCUCAAGAUGAAGGAAAGGGUAUCGAGAAACAAAACACUCCUACACUGCUGGUAGAAAAGCAAAAAUGGGCCUGAGACUCGGUUGAGGGAAUACCCUGGACAUGUAGAUUUAGGAGUCAUUGGUGUUUAGAGGGAAGUGAGAUCACCCAGGAAAAGAGGACAUGUGCAAUGAGGAGAGAGGAGUCCCAGGACAACCCCAGGAGCACCAGCACUCAAGGUGCAGCUCAGCUUCCUGGCAGGCACCGGCACCUGGGCUUGAGUCAGGCAGAGCCGGUCUUGAAAGUGGGCUUUGGGGUUCAGGAGCUGAGCGCUCUUGGCAAAGUCGGGUACCCUCUCUGAUCCGCUGCCACACCUGCCGAUAAUGGACAUCUGAGGGAUGCUAUGAGACACACCAGGUCUGCGAGUCUGUUGUUCCCAGCACUCUGCGAGGCCUGAGAAGGAGGAGCAACCUGUCCAGAAGCCCCGCAGGACAGGAAAAGGGGAAAUCUCAACAUGGAAAAACCCUACAGUAAAAAUGAAGGGAAACCGGAAAACGAGGGAAAGCCAGAAGAUGAAGUAGAGCCUCAAGAUGAAGGAAAGUCAGACAAGGAAGAAAAGCCGGACGUGGAAGGGAAGCCAAAAUAUGAGGGAAAGCUAGAGGAUGAGGGAAAGCCACAUGAUGAGGGGCAACGGGAAGAUGAGGGAAAGCAAGAAAAGCAGGGCAAGUCCGAAGGUGAGGGCAAGACAGAAUCCCAGGCAAAGCCAGAAAGCCAGCCGCGGGCCGCGGAAAAGCGCCCAGCUGAGGAUUAUGUGCCCCGGAAAGCAAAGCGAAAAACGGACAGGUGGACGACGGACGAUUUCCCCAGGAAUUCUCAGGAGGACUUACAGGAAAGGCAUCUGAGCAGUGAGGAGAUGAUGAGAGAAUGUGGAGAUAUGUCAAGGGCCCAGGAGGAGCUAAGGAGAAAGCAGAAAAUGGGUGGUUUUCAUUGGAUGCAGAGAGAUGUACAGGAUCCGUUUGCAGCAAGGGGCCAACGGGGCAUCAGGGGAGUGAGGGGCGGAGGUAGGGCCCAGAGGGGCUUACAUGAUAUUCCAUACAUUUAACGCCUUUGGCCUUCAAUUCUGACUUCUCUGAUGAGAAUAUUGCUGGCCCUGCUUUUCCUGGUAGAUAUUUGCCAGGCUCUGUGCUUUAACCUUAAGCUGAUAAUUUGCUUUAGAUGUCACUCUCGUUACCAGCAGCCUUUUGAUCCAAUGACAGUGUUCUUUUGGUAGAGGAUUUUCACCCAUGUGCAUGGAAGAGAUGUACAUUGUAAAAUAACAAUAAAAAAGUUUGCAGAACCGCA
Molecule: messenger RNA, 1896 nt
Organism: Lemur catta (Ring-tailed lemur)
Lineage: Eukaryota; Metazoa; Chordata; Mammalia; Primates; Lemuridae
Gene: TCEAL3
Product: transcription elongation factor A like 3
Exons: 3
Coding region: 1070-1657 (195 amino acids)
Source: RefSeq, a predicted model, not a curated record